Cynara cardunculus var. scolymus (artichoke) is the source of this 1336-nucleotide messenger RNA. RefSeq names its product probable cinnamyl alcohol dehydrogenase 1. The record is from RefSeq and is a predicted model, not a curated record. NCBI's taxonomy places the organism in Eukaryota, Viridiplantae, Streptophyta, Magnoliopsida, Asterales, Asteraceae. The transcript has 5 exons. Gene Ontology annotation, biological process: lignin biosynthetic process. Bases 102 to 1178 code for a protein of 358 amino acids. Gene Ontology annotation, molecular function: zinc ion binding; cinnamyl-alcohol dehydrogenase activity.
CCACCUCUCUUCAUAAGCACACACUUACACUUUCUCUCUCUACAAACAUUCCGGUGACUCACUCUGUCUCCGAGAUAUACGCCGGAUAUCAGAAGUCGGAAAUGGGAAGUUUGAAAGAAGAAAGGAAGACGGUAGGAUGGGCUGCCACUGAUCCUUCCGGUGUUCUUUCUCCCUACACCUUCCCUCUCCGAAAUACAGGAGCAGAAGAUGUGUUCAUAAAGGUGAUAUGCUGCGGAGUUUGCCAUACUGAUCUUCAUCAGAUCAAAAAUGAUCUCGGAAUGUCCAAUUACCCUAUGGUUCCAGGACAUGAAGUGGUGGGUGAGGUGGUGGAGGUGGGACCGGAGGUGACCAAAUUCAAGGUAGGUGAUUGCGUCGGAGUUGGAUGUCUCGUCGGUUGCUGUGACAGCUGCCUCCCUUGCAAGGCCGAGGUGGAGCAAUACUGCAACAAAAAGAUAUGGUCCUAUAACGACGUCUACACCGACGGCAAGCCCACUCAAGGUGGCUUCGCCAGCUCCAUGGUCGUCCACCAAAAGUUUGUGGUUAAGAUACCGGAGGGAAUGUCGCCGGAGCAGGUGGCGCCACUACUAUGCGCCGGAGUGACGGUGUACAGCCCAUUGAACCACUUUGGAUUAAAAGAGAGUGGGCUAAAAGGAGGGAUACUUGGGCUUGGUGGAGUUGGACACAUGGGUGUUUUGAUAGCUAAAGCCAUGGGACAUCACGUGACUGUUAUCUCCUCUUCCGACAAGAAGAAAGAGGAGGCCAUGGAUGUUCUUGGAGCUGACGAUUAUCUCGUCAGCUCUGAUGUCAACCGUAUGCAAGAAUUAGCCGAUUCCUUUGACUACAUUAUAGACACCGUCCCUGCGCACCACCCUCUUGAACCUAGCAUCUCGUUGCUCAAACUCGAUGGAAAAUUGAUCAUAUUGGGCGUCAUCAAUGUUCCGUUGCAAUUUGUCUCCCCUCUCCUCAUGCUCGGGAGAAAAAUGAUCACGGGAACAUUCAUCGGUAGCAUGAAGGAGACUCAAGAGAUGCUCGAAUUUUGCAAGGAGAAAGGGGUGAGAUCCACGAUCGAAGUGGUGAAGAUGGACUACGUCAACACCGCGAUGGAGAGGUUGGCUAAGAAUGACGUCAGAUACCGGUUUGUUGUGGACGUUGCUGGCAGCAAACUCGAAGAUGAAUAAACGACGGAUCAACAAAAAAAAACACAAAUUCACGAAACUUACACUAUUAGUCUUAUAUUUUGUUGACAAUUGAAUGUGACGGAUGGUUAUAUUUUAUAUUGUGUUGAUGUAACUUUAAAAAUAUGGAUCAAAAUUUUAAUGAUUGUUGAUAUUACAAA